Ruditapes philippinarum (Manila clam) is the source of this 5652-nucleotide messenger RNA. RefSeq lists its product as uncharacterized. The transcript has 7 exons. The coding region runs from base 3447 to 4853 and encodes 468 amino acids. NCBI's taxonomy places the organism in Eukaryota, Metazoa, Mollusca, Bivalvia, Venerida, Veneridae. The record is from RefSeq and is a predicted model, not a curated record.
GACAGCUACAAUAGUGAUUGAAUACUUGAAUUUCCGGCCCAAUACAUUAAAACAUUUCAAUAUACACUGGUGAUAAAAAUACUUGAAAGGACAGACUGCACCUUUAAAACUUUUGCUUAAUGUAGAUAAGGUUAAAUUAAUCCAAGUUCUCUUUUUAGAAUAAAUAUGGUACUUUGUCUUAAAGGCCAGACAAGAUCUAUUGUGGUGUAUUGUGUUCAUGUUUGUCUUUUGUUCUUUUAUUAUGGGUGAUGGGACUGUUUUUGCAAGUUGAGUGAUGUAUGAUUGAUUUUGUAUGGAAGUAGUCUUAAGAUGAUGAUUUGGUUCUGGGAUAGCUUACAUUUUAUUGGUAACUGGCCACUCCUUUCAUUGCUUCCAAAGUAAUAGGAUCACUUUAAAAUAUUUGUCGUCUCAGUAACUUCUUGAUGGAAAUACUUUAUAUUUAUAUUCAAUUUAGUUAAAUUAGAUUUCUUCUUAAAAGCCUGGUAUGUAUAUAUAAUUUGUGAAAUUAUUUUUAUUGUAAUUUGAAUUGUUGUGUAUUAUUUUGUAUUAUGUAUUUUGUGAAAUGUAUUUGUCUUGUAAAAUAUUUGUUUUGUAAUUUGAUUUCUUAUUGUUGUUUUAUUUUAUUACAGGUUUAUUCUCAUUGAGUGGUUGUCAACCAAAACACCACCACUACAAAUUGGCUCCUCGACAAAAAUAGGAACCAGGCGAGCUGUUUCUGGCUGAGGGGCAACAGUGCUAACCGUGGCAGAGACGACCAGCCCAAGCAGCUGGAUCCGUCCUAACCGCGGCUGUCAGAGCAGCUGUAGAAGACAUUUCCAAGAUAUAAUUGAUAAUAUGUAUACCUCCCUACCCCACCCAUUUUAGAGCUCCCUCGCGCCACAGCUACAGAUGUAUAUAAACUUGAAUUUGUAAAUAGUAAUCAGCUGGAGGAAGUGUAAAUAGACAGUUUAUAUAUGACAAUGUAGGCCAUUCCGAAAUCUCUAUGGUUAGCUCGUGAACGUUUAAUUGGCCUGUCAUGUAGGCAGAUUUUAACAGUCGCAUUUCAGGUUGCAAAAAUUGUAUUUGCAGAAAGACACCGGUUGUACCUGCUACACAAUUGGUUCCAAUCCAGACUUCAAUAUAUAAUAAUCAAAAUCAAGAAGGAAAGACCCAUGCAACAUAGGUGUAUGGAUUUCUUUAAGCUGGAGAAGUCCAAAGGAUGGUAUGAGAACGUAUAGGACACUACCAGAUAUGCCAAAACUAUUCCUUGCCGUAAUCAAAAGGGGCCUACCACUGCCCGUGCCUUAUAUGAACAGUUUAUUGUCCACUAUUCUUUUCCAGAGCAACUGCAUUCUCAGCAGGGGUGGAAUUUUGAAAUAUGAUAACGAGAUCAACAAAGAAAGGCGGUGUCCAAUGAACGCAACCCACACACGAUCCAGCAACAACAGCCAGUGGCAAGAAGCACAUGAGGACCCCAAACAUACACAAAACAUACAUACAUACAUUUUAGGUUAGAAGAACCUAUUGGCAUAGGUGCAAGUAAUGUGACUGUUGAUGACAUGAUUAUGGUUGAUGAACUUACUGAGCUCGAUGAACAAAAAAGUUCAGAGGAAUUUGACAGUGAAUUUGAUGAAGAUAUUAAAAUGAUAUGUGAAACACAGAGUGAAUCACUAAAUCUCCGAACAGACUUGGAUUUAGACGGAAUUUUGACUGGCGUUAAAUGUACGAUUGUGAAAACUCCAAUGCAAUACAAUACCAACUAGAUCCUGACAGAAAUUGAUCAUGCGAAGUACACAGAGUUCUGUAAAAAUGAAUAUGCAAAGUUGUAAUAUUUUGUUGAGAAGUUAGAUGUUGAUCCUUCAAAACCUGCAUCAAGUAAGCUGCAGACUGAAUUUUACACUAAAGUACAUGCUUACCAAGUAAGUGCUGAAAAAUUUAGAAUGAAUUGCCUAACUUUCUUUGAGAGCAUGCAAUGUACUGAAGACCGCCUUCACAUCCAACCAAAUAAGGACAUAUCUUUUGAAAAAGAAAGCUGAAUUGUUUCCUGUAGGAAAAAGACAGAUUUCUGAUAAAAUUCUUACAAAUGCUUCUGAGUCACGUGUAAGGUAUGUAGGUGGCUAUUGUAUAGCUAAAAUAAGAUACAAAUAUAUGCAAAAGAAAAAGAGCUAUAUGUAUAAAGUAGAUGAAACCGGGCAAGCUGUAUAUAAUGAGUCCUUGCAAGCAGUAGAUAUUUUAGAUUCUAUAAAAGUUGAAGAAUACUAUUUAUUAGCUUCCACACCAAAACCAGAGUCCCGAUUAGAUGGUAAUAGAAAGCAGGGACUGAAUAGAUCACUUACCAAUAUACCUGAUGAUCUUUUCCAGUUCUUCCAGAUACUGACUGAAAAAUGUCUACAACUUUUAGUGAAUACUAAUACAUGAAUACAUAUGGAAGCAAUCUGUUUGAGGAAAUAAAAAAUACAAUUUUGGAAAGUCCUGAAUUGUAUAAUGAAUUCUUUAGUGUUGUAGACAAGUGCAGGGCAAUUAAUCAAGACCUUUGUGAAACUUAUGUCCAACAAUCUGACAACAAUGUGGUCAAAAUUAUCUACAAGAAAAUCAUCAAAAUAUACUUAAUGGUUAUGGUGAAUCAAUUUAGAAAAGAUGUCUUAGACUCUUUCAGUAUUGAAAAGAAAAAGUCCAAAGUAAAAUCUAAAGCUAAAAAAGGACCACAAAAUGAUGAUGAAAGGCCUUCCACUUCAAACGACAUUAGCAUACCUAUCAUUGAACCAACAUGUAGUUCAUCAAGGUCAGAAAGGAGACGAAAUUUUUUUUAAAAAACUAGUGAAAUAUCAAGCAGUGAUGAUGAACAUAUAAACAUUGAAAUUCCGCUCGAAGAGCCUAAAGAUCAGGCUGUUAAUUUUGAAAUGUCAGAAAACUCGGAGUCAUAAAAAAAAUUGUUCAUAAAAUUUAUUUUUGUCAAUACUUAUGAUGUUUGGAUGAUGUUUAAGGUUUUUGGGUUGUAGAGGGGGACGGGGGUAUAAUGUGAGACGUUCACCUGUGUACAGGGGCGUAUCACGUAGGGCGUAAGAUCUGACCCCCAAGCGUCUGUGAUCCUAGACAGAUAUAUUUUCAAAUCUAAUUUUGUUUAUUUAUGUUACUCAGAUGGAUAGAACUGCUGGCGUAAAGUUAUUAUAUUACAAAUAAUGAUGUGUCUUGUUAGAGUUCGAUUUUUUUCAUUUUUUGCAUAAGCGAUAAUGGUGAAAAAUUAUUAUAAUCACAUAAGCGGCCAAACAAGGAAAUAAAAUGUUAACAAAUGGAACUCCAUUUAAAAAUUAUAUUAUGAGUGAACUAUCGCGUGUCAUUAUUGUAUUUGGUUAAUAUUAGACAGGGUUUUAGCCAUUUAGCCGACAAUUGCAGAACUUUUGGUGAUGGAGGAUAUAUAUCAGACAUUUAUUUUCUUACAAUGCAAUUAUGAUAAUUUCUAAUUCAACAUGUGUGAAACGUCCGAAGAGACGACGUAUUACGUUAGAACUGUUCUUAUGUAUAAGAAUCUGACAAAAGAGGUAUUAUUUAAAGUGUUCAAACAUUUGAUAAAAAGUGAAGACAUCGAAGGCUUUCUCUUAUCUCCAGAGCAGCAAAAUAAAUUGUCGAGUCUACGGGAAAGGAAAAAACCUGUCAUAGACCAGAAUGAGCAUGAUCUUGUUUCUCAUUCUAAAAUAGAUCUCAAGGAGUUCGAUAUUUCUCUUUUGCUGAAACUUAUACUAAAUUUGUGUAAAGACAAAAUACAACAGGAGGACGAAAGUCUUGGUGUUGAUCUUCUUCGAUUAAGGGAUAUCAGAAAUGAGUUUAUAGGUCAUCGGGCGGAUACCGAAUUGCCAGAGACAGAAUAUGAAAGAACGUGGGCAAAUAUCAAAUCUAUCUUGUUGAGAGUGGUUGAGCUUGUUGACUCGAAGUCUAGUGAUGCCAUUCAGCAAAGAAUUGAUAAAUACGAAACAUUACAUCUUCAAGAAAAGGUCAAUGCUUUCAAAGCUGAAGAAUUGUUUAGACGAUCACAAGAAUUUCAGGCAUAUUACAAAGGAACACUCGAACGAUUUGUACGUUACAUAAAACUUUUGUUCCAUGGAGGGCGUAUCGUGUUGUACGAGAUACUGAAAGCAAAGCUGGGUGAAAGAAAGAUGGAAACGCUGUCCAGAGGAAAUCUUGGAGAUAAAUGUUCCAGUUGCCUCUAUUCAAAAGGGUCUUGUUCAGAUGAUAAAAACUGGGAUGUUUCUCUUCUUGCAGACGUUUUGCUAUUUGAGUAUAAAGAUGACCUUGAAGAUGAAGUGAUUGAGAAUAUCAAGCGCAUACAAAGGUUAAGGGAAAAUUAUGCCACCCUUGCGUCGCAGUCUUUAGAUAAUGAUGAAUAUAUUAGCAAUUGGACUGAUCUCACCUUGUCUCUUAAUACUCUAUCAGAAAAAAUUCCCAAAGGCGACAAACAACAGAUUAAAAAUCUUAUCGAAUAUUAUAAGAAAAAAGGCAAAGAAGGAUCUGGCGCUAAUGACUACAUUAAACAGCUAAGAAAAUUUGGUGUUGAAGACGAAGUCUACAAUGAAACUCUUACGGAAUUGAGAGAUAUGCUGAACCAGUUGAGCCAAGAAGGUAUUAAGUUUCAACAAGAACAUGUUUUCAAGUUUAUAUUGCUGACAACAUGUGAAAAUGAAGGGAAAAAAAAGAUAGCAAACGACUUACUCAAAAAAUACCUGCAAGCUUCACUGCAACAGUCAGAUGAACCGUCAGGUCAUUUAAGGAAUAUAUUAGACAACCUUAUUGCUGGCCUGUCCGCAGGUCCGGAUGUGACACCGGUUCAAGUAAACCUAAAAGGAAAUAAUCAGCCUUUGGAAAAAGUUUGCAAAUCCUGAAUUAUUGCUAACUCAACAACCCUCUUAAACGCUGUUUUAAUAGAAAAUGUUAAAUCAAACAAUAAAUUUGGAUGGACAAAGACCAUGAUUAGACAUUAAUAGGAAGAUGGCCAAAUAAUUUAACGCUGGGAGUGCCUCCAAUGGAGAUACUCAUUCUUCAGUGGGGUUUUACAUACAUUUUUCACGUUAUCUAUAAAAUAUUAUUUAUUGCCAUUCAUCAUUUAUACCUUUAAAGUUUGUUUUUGUUUGUUUGAUUUUGUUUUACGUCACACCGACACAUUAUAGGUCAUUUGGCGACGUUCCAGCUUUACUGAUGGAGGAAGACCUCAGGUGCCCUUUCGUGCAUUAUUUCAAGCACAAACGGGCACCUGAGUAGAACAACCGACGUACACUUUAAGUAAAUCUAUUUCUGAAAUAAGAAUACAUUCUCAAUGACUCUCCAUGACAAGGAACAAGUAAUAAUAAAUGCCGGUUUCUUUUUGCCGCAGCGGAUUUUGGCAAAUUAAACCCCUAUUUGUACGUGCUUUCAAAAAAUGUAAACUAUCUUUAAUUGUUAUAUUCAUCAAAAGGUUCAAAAGUUAAUAUGUUUUGUUUUUCUAUCUUUACUACUUUUUAUGCAAUGCAUUUAAAGUUUGCAUUUGCCAUGGCAAAGUGUGUUUUGCCAAUUUCGCCAUGGAAAUGUCAAAAAUUUGCCAUGGUAAAAUAUUUUCAAUAAAAAAUGUAUGGAAAUGUAAGAUUUUUCUGUCUUUGAAGAAAGUUUCAUUAAUUUAUACAUGACAGAAGACAUAUUAAAAAAGAG